This is a messenger RNA of Sitophilus oryzae (rice weevil), 4616 nucleotides long. RefSeq names its product protein retinal degeneration B (gene rdgB). Gene Ontology annotation, molecular function: phosphatidylinositol transfer activity; phosphatidylinositol binding; phosphatidylcholine binding. The record is from RefSeq and is a predicted model, not a curated record. The transcript is spliced from 23 exons. Gene Ontology annotation, cellular component: cytoplasm. Bases 649 to 4365 code for a protein of 1238 amino acids. Lineage: Eukaryota; Metazoa; Arthropoda; Insecta; Coleoptera; Curculionidae. Gene Ontology annotation, biological process: phospholipid transport.
AAUUUCAAUGAUGUUUGGGGUUUCCUGCGCUUUAAUUUUUAAAAGGAAUUAAAUAUAUUUGCUGAAUGAUCUUCUUAUCUGUUUAGUGGUUAAUGCGUUGUUUAUUAUCACCAGUUAAUCUAAAGAAAUAGAUAUCUCCUGAAUCCGGUUCUGCAUUGUGGAGCGAACUCAGCAGCACCGGCCAUGCUAACCAUAGGAUAAUAUUCGCGGAGGAGGAGGAGUCGCGUUCGGACACCUACACAGUUCGGAAAAUUCUUUCUCAUUAUCAGUUUCCAAAAAAACGCGUCACGUAGCCCUUGGCCCUAGUUCUUUAUCGGAAUACAAAAAGCUAAAUUAUUGUAACCUCGCGAAUGUUAGUUAUUAUUCUCUGGUUUUUCCUGGAUUAAAUAAACAAUAACUUAACUCCGGAUCGAUAAUAAAUAGUGAAAAAAUUUAUCAAUUAGACAAUAGUUAAAUGUAAUUAAUUUACAAACAUUUUGCAUCUAGCGAAGCUCUGAGAUAAUGUCACUAAUAUUUGUCAGUGAUAUGGAGGAAAAAUAUUAGUAAAUUAACAUUAUUGCCGGUAAAGGAAAACCCUUUGGGCCCUGGGUUUUAGGACGAGCAAGGGCCCGGGCCUAACGACUCCGUAGGCAGGCCCGGGGCCCCACCAUGCUCAUCAAAGAGUACCGCAUUCCGCUGCCGCUCACAGUCGAAGAGUACCGGGUGGCUCAACUUUAUAUGAUAGCGAAAAAAAGUCGCGAAGAAAGUAGUGGACAAGGCAGCGGUGUUGAAAUCUUAAUAAACGAACCUUACAAAGAUGGUCCUGGUGGACAGGGACAGUACACUAAGAAAAUCUAUCAUGUGGGAAGUCAUCUUCCAGGAUGGAUUAAAGGGAUUUUACCCAAAACCGCCCUGAUGGUAGAAGAGGAAGCUUGGAACGCAUAUCCAUACACCAAAACAAGAUACACGUGUCCCUUCGUGGAAAAGUUUUACUUAGAAAUCGAAACGUACUAUUUUCCAGACAACGGUCAUCAGGAUAACGUUUUUCAUUUGACAGGGAGCGAUUUUAGAAACCGUAUUGUAGAUAUAAUCGAUUUCGUGCGUGAUCAACUCUACGGAACUGACUACGUGCGAAAUGAAGACCCUUUGCUCUACGUUUCGGAAAAAUCAGGUAGGGGACCUCUGUCCGAAAAUUGGGUAGAAGAAUACUGGCAGGACGUUCAGGGCAAAGCGCAGCCCACCCCCGAGGGCAGGGCUAUGAUGUGCGCCUACAAGUUGUGCAGGGUAGAGUUCAGAUACUGGGGCAUGCAGACGAAGAUUGAAAAGUUCAUUCACGACGUCGCUCUUAGGAAGACUAUGCUUAGAGCUCAUCGUCAGGCUUGGGCCUGGCAAGACGAAUGGCAUGGACUGACAAUGGCAGACAUCAGGGAAAUAGAGAAACAGACGCAAUUAGCUCUCAAGAGGAAAAUGGGACAAGUGGAAGACGACGAAAUAGAUGAGGACGACAACCUGAAUAGUAGCACAGCAAAAGAAGAUCCUUGUAAAACUUUAGCAGCAACUUUAGGCAGUAUAGAAGUAUCAGAAGAUAGUCCCCUCCUAACCAAAACUUCUAACGUUCCAACCAUACAAACCGCUGCAAGUUCUGACGGAGAUGUUUCAGAAGAGGAGCACAUGACUUUAACCAUCAAUCGGUUUUUCAGAAGAGACGAAAAAUGGCAGCAGUCGCGCAACUUGCACUCCCCCAGUUCGGCUUCUGUCAAAAGUUUUGACUUGCAAGUGGCCAAUUGGAGGAUAGAGGCUCUGGGGAGAGAUUCUGAGUCCCCUUCUGAUGAAGAAUUUUUUGAUUGUGAAGAUUCUUCAUCUUUGGCAAAAUGGAGCUCCUUAGAUCUUCUAACUGAGGAAGAUCUAGACUCUACAUCCCCUACUAUUGUAGACAACAUUAAAAAUGAUGAAACAGAUGACAGUAUAUUUUCUUCAACAUUCCUUCAAAGGGUUGCUAGUGAACGGGGGAUGCGUAAGGUACUGCAAAGGGGCAAAGUUAACUCUCUAGACGCUUCUAGGCCAGACUCCCCUAGUGCCAUGAACUCUCAGGUUCCAUGCAACACCACAGUAUUAAUUUUAGUUCUUCAUGCGGGUAGCGUACUAGACGCAAACGUUGAUAUGGCAGCCAAGAAGUCUGACGUCACCACAUUCAAGGGUGCGUUCGAGUCGGUGAUGCGGCAGCACUAUCCAUCAUUGGUGGGGCAUAUAGCAAUAAGAUUAGUGUCGUGUCCAUCAAUAUGUACAGAGAGUUUAGGUAUAUUAUCUAGUCUUAGCCCUUAUAGUUUUGACGUGUCUCCGUCAUGCGUAGACGUGCCCCAAGUGACACAUGACUCAAUUCCCAUUGGGGCUAUUCCUAUUUUAGCUACUGCUAAUUCUGAUCAUCAGGAAGCUGUAUCACGGACAAUCAAUGCAUCUAAUACUGCUUAUCAAGAGUUUCUGAGAUCAGAAGAAGGCAAUGGGUUUUCUGGUCAAGUUUGCUUCGUUGCCGACUCGUUGGGUUCUAUAUUAGGUUAUGACGCUUUGUGCAGAAAUAACAAAUACACGUCUAGACAUGGCAGCGAAAAUAGUAUGUUGGAUAAUGAUCACAAAGACGAUUAUACGAAUAUGGAUACAUUUCUGACUGCUCCGCCCCCUAGGAGAAGAUCCUCCUCAACUUGUGACUACUCACAAAUCAAACUUGAGUUUGACGUUAGUGAUUUCUUCAUGUUUGGUAGUCCCCUCGCUUUGGUGCUGGCCUAUAGAAAGAUAGCUACACCUGAUGAAAAAUCAGGCAACAUAACCCGUCCAUAUUGUCUUCAAGUUUACAAUUUGUUCCAUCCAACCGAUCCCGUAGCUUCUAGAUUGGAACCAUUGAUUUCUGCCCGAUUUUCAAUCUUACCUCCUGUCAACGUUCCAAGGUAUGCCAAAUAUCCACUAGGAAAUGGUCAACCCUAUCACUUACUGGAAAUUUUACAAACUAACCCUCAAAUGUUUAACGAUCAAGCUCAACCUAGACGCUUAUCAGAGGUUUCUAUUCAAAGUACCGUAUCUGGUUUGAUUGAGUCCAUUCCACUUCAUACCAUCAAUGCUUUGCAACAAAAAUGGUGGGGAGGCAAACGACUCGAUUACGCUCUGUAUUGCCCCGAAGGUCUCUCGAAUUUCCCCACCAACGCAUUGCCUCAUCUUUUCCACGCUAGCUACUGGGAGAGCUGUGACGUCAUCGCGUUUAUUUUACGUCAAGUCGGUGGUAUAGAGGGUGGAACUGACGUAUCUGGCGCUGACGAAGGCAGAGAGUCGAUUUUCAGGCCUGGUCAACCGAGAGAGAAGUGGAACAAGAAGAGGACGUCGGUUAAAUUAAAGAACGUUGCCGCCAAUCACAGAGCUAACGAUGUGAUUGUUCGGGAAAAUGCCGCGCAGGCUCUACUGGCGCGGUUCAUGUAUGGACCUCUCGACAUGAUAACUUUGACAGGCGAAAAAGUCGACAUUCACGUAAUGAAAGACCCGCCGUCCGGAGAAUGGGUACUGUUAUCCACAGAAGUGACAGACAAAACUGGCCGGAUCGCCUAUACUAUUCCUGAAGACAAAAGUGUUGGAUACGGACUUUAUCCCAUAAAAAUGAUCGUUAGAGGAGAUCAUACUUCUGUUGACUUCUUCCUAGCUGUUGUACCACCUAAGACAGAAUGCAUAGUAUUCAGUAUAGAUGGUUCUUUUACUGCCAGUGUUUCUGUGACAGGGAGAGAUCCCAAAGUUCGAGCAGGCGCAGUAGACGUUGUUAGGCAUUGGCAAGAACUAGGGUAUUUGAUAAUAUACAUAACAGGAAGACCUGACAUGCAACAUCGAAGAGUUGUAUCUUGGUUAUCGCAACAUAAUUUUCCUCAUGGUUUGGUUUCUUUUGCCGAUGGCUUAUCGACGGAUCCUUUAGGUCACAAAGCAGCAUAUUUAAACAAUUUAAUACAGAAUCACGGUGUUAUCAUUCAUUCAGCUUACGGUAGCGCCAAAGACAUCAGUGUUUACACCAAUAUCGGUCUGAAGCCUAAACAAAUCUUCAUCGUUGGAAAGGCUUCGAAAAAACAACAAUCGCAAGCCACUGUCUUGACAGAAGGAUACGCCUCUCAUCUGGCUGUUUUGAUGGCCCAUGGCGGGUCCAGACCAGCCCAGGGUAAUGCGCGUAUGGUUAUUCCCAGAGGAUAUUUCGGGUUGCCCGGUCAAACCAUCAACAGACGAAGAAGGUCGGCAAAAAGAGCCACUUCGUACCCAAUUGCUUCAGAGCUUCCACAGACUGUCGAAAGAUCGCUGAGUACUAAGAGGUACCAUCUUCCAAAGCCAGUAUUAUCGAUAUCUCCAACCUUGAAUUCAGAGUCGUAGAAAUAUUUUUCUAUUUUUCAUUUUUCUAAAUGUUGUUCUCAAGAAUAAUUAUAUUUUGUACCUGUCCAAUUAGUGAAGAUUUUUUAAAUUUACAACGCAACCUCUUUAAACGGAACAGCUAAUUGUAACGACCCAUUCCAGUUAGCGAAUCGUUCCAAUUAGUAAAUAUAUACAAUAUGCAUAUUGUAUCAUAUUGUGCAAAAAAAUCUUAUGGAUAUUUAUGUAAUAAUAAUAAUAUAAUAUUGAUACUU